Molecule: messenger RNA, 318 nt
Organism: Macrosiphum euphorbiae (potato aphid)
Lineage: Eukaryota; Metazoa; Arthropoda; Insecta; Hemiptera; Aphididae
Source: the annotation of a GenBank genome assembly
AUGAAUCCGUCGGUUUCGCCAAGUGAAUUCUUUGCCACGCAUUUGUAUGAUCCGAAAUCUUGUGGCGACAAUUUCCUAAUCUUCAGGAUCAUGUACUUGUUGUAUCCGCUGUCCGUGGAUAUGGCCUCAUAUUUUUCUCCUGAAACCGUCAUAUCUACUUUUGUUCAUUUUUUACACAAUCCAGUCACCUCGUUGCUUACCCGAGACGAUCAUGUCGCCCUUUUCAGUCGUCCAAAAGUUUAUGGAAGUUGGAAACGCUUCGGUGUGACAUUCCAGCUUGAUGUCUUGACCAAUAUAGCCACCCACCAGUUGAUUUGA